Molecule: messenger RNA, 3225 nt
Organism: Exophiala spinifera
Lineage: Eukaryota; Fungi; Ascomycota; Eurotiomycetes; Chaetothyriales; Herpotrichiellaceae
Exons: 4
Coding region: 1-3225 (1074 amino acids)
Biological process (GO): wybutosine biosynthetic process; tRNA methylation
Molecular function (GO): tRNA methyltransferase activity; protein binding
Source: RefSeq, a predicted model, not a curated record
AUGCGAGCAAUCGACUGGGUUGUCAGACAGUUCUUGGAAAAGCCUUCGGAUCAGAAGAAGGUCAUUAUUAAUCUGGGCUGCGGAUACGAUCCCAUUCCUUUCCAGUGGCUUGCACAAGAUAGGGAAUUAUGCACCAAUGCGAAAUUUAUCGAUGUCGAUUUCGAAGAGCUGAUGAUCAGCAAGCGAGAAAUCAUUCGUAACACUCCUCGAAUGAAAGACCUGCUGUCCAUCAAUGCCGAAGUGCCGGAAGAAAAUGGUAUCGUGUUCGAUAGCAAAGAGUACGUUGCUAUUGGGUGUGACCUGCGAAAUCCACGAAGGUUGGAACGUCUGCUCAAGGCGGUAGUUGACCUUGAUGAAUGUCUGAUCCUCUGUUUGGCCGAAGUCAGCAUCACUUACAUGGCAGCUGAAGACUCAGACGCCCUCAUCGCUUGGACAAGCACACUCUCACCAGAUGUCACAUUCUGUGUACUAGAACAGCAGUCGCCAGAUCGACCUGACAAUCCGUUCACGGCCACCAUGAUGAAGCAUUUUUCCAAGUUGGGCACUCCACUUCGUUCUGUUCUCAAGUAUCCAGGAUGCCACACUCAGACGCUGCGUUUUCAAAGCGCAGGCUUUCACAUGGUCGAGACACAGAAUCUAUGGGAAUUAUGGGCUGAUCCGAGAUUUUUAUCACCCUCACAGCGGAUAUCUCUUGACGAAGUCGAACCGUUCGACGAAUGGGAAGAAUUCGCAUUAUUCGCCUCACACUAUGCCUUUAUCAUCGCACAGACUGGAGAUGAGCCAUUAAUUCCCGAGCAACCAAGAUCUAGGCGAGCUUCCCUGGACAGUAUUGCCUCCGACAUGUCCACGAGAACUGUUUCACCCUACAGUGGUUUGACGCAGUUCUUUGCUUACAAGUACACACCAAACCCAGAGCGGGAAGGGCGCACGCACCAUGCUUCAGCUUACCGUAUUCCUGGCGAGGAUGCCAUUGGCCUGCAUGGAGGCACUGGUCUGCAGGCUAGACUGUCUAGCACAUCAGUGUAUGCGUCUAGUGAUUACAAACUACAGCCACCUUCAAUUCCGCCUGAGGACAUUGGAGCCCGGUGCUGCCAUACCAUUACGACGCUUGCAAAUGGACAGAACAUUCUCAUUGGCGGCAGAGGGUCGCCCUCAGCGCCAAUGAAGGAUUGCUGGUUGCAGACCGGGUCCAAGUGGGAAAGGAUCCAUGACCUUCCUGAACCUCGGUUUCGACAUCGCGCCGCGGCGGUAGUCCUACCUGACAAGCUGUAUGGCGUUGUCGUUUUCGGAGGCAAGACGUCGGCCACGAAGGUCGCCACCGAUUGCCUGCUUUGGGAUAAAAAGAAUGGCUGGCAGGUUCUUCGCUCUCUUCUCAAAGACCCCAUGCCCCGAUUCGGAGCAAGCUUUGUCAGACUCGGCUUCAACCAUGGCCUCCUUUUUGGAGGUAUGCGACAUGAUGGUGUUAUUUGCCAGGGUCUAUGGCGAUGGCGGUUGAACAUCAGGGACAAUAUUGUUGCUGGCAUCACUUUCAAACAGUCAAACGCUCUCGACACCUCAGCUGGCAUCUGGCCAUGGCUCUCUCGGCUCGGGGCGUCUUAUAGUGUCAUCAGGAAUGAGCUCUUAGUUAUCGGAGGAGUGGCCAGACAUGGCUGCAUACCAAAAGACUACGAGAUACUUACCAUUCUUGGAAGCUUUUCAGCAUUCGGCGAAUUCGAGAAAGAGAUGGAGUUGCGAGUUGCAUGUGUCCUGCCGCGGAUGGACCCGAACAUUCCUCGGCCCUUCUUGAUCGGACACUCCACCCAUCGUACAGCUAGUGCCGAGGACAGAGCCACACUGAUUGUCGGUGGAGGAGCAACGUGUUUCAGUUUUGGUGCCUACUGGAACCCAGGUUGCUGGCUCUUGUACUUCUUCGAAGGAGGAGACGUUACCCCAUGGGCUCUUGUCAAGCCUACGCAACAAAAGGCACUACCUGCAGGCCAGGGCGGGCUAAAGGAAGGCUCAAUGCGGCCUCUGACUCCAGUUGACUGUGUGAGUCUGUACCUAGAAAAGGACUUCAUCGACAUCCUGCAAGCCGGCGUGCCAAAAAUUCUCACUUGUAUCGAUAUUGGACCCUGUACCACCAAGUGGACUCCCGCCUAUCUCCUCUCCAAAAUUCCAGCUUCGCGGAACAUUGUCAUCCACGCUUCGCCCAACCGAACCAUGAAUUUUCAGCGCAAAGACUUUGCCUACACCACAAUGCCGUUCCACAACUUCAUCAAAAUCCUAGACGCCGACCCUCAAGCACAUAUGUAUCUACGCUCGAUAUCCAGCACAAAGCCGACACAAGUCCCAGCACUCUUUUCCGCCGAUUGGCCCGAACUCGCCGACGACUUCAUUUUGCCAUCAACCCUCGACUUCAUUCGCAGGCACAAAUUCAGCAGCCCCUUGCGUAUCAGCGCGAAUGUCAACAUGUGGCUCCAUUACGAUGUCAUGGCAAACGUCCUCUUCCAGGUCCGUGGAACCAGGAAACUCAUCCUUUUCCCUCCCGAAGACAUCAAACACCUCUCCUUUCCCGCGGGGUCGACAACUUCGACGAUUGACAUUCUUGAGCCGUCAGAUAAUCUGGAGACGGAAGCAGACAGGCUGAAACCCAUACCAAAUACACAUCCAUAUGUUGCCAUCCUCAGACCCGGCGAAGCACUAUUCAUUCCUCCGCUAUGGGCCCAUUCAGGCACACCUUUGCCCACGACCACAGCUGCACAGCCAAAGCCUUCAGAUACACCCUCGUCGCCCCUGACGCCAGCUACAACUUCGGUGUCGGGAGAUACCACGGUGGCGUCCAACGCCGCAAUGGACGCAGCAUCAUUGUCGCGCAUAAAUAUCUCCCUCAACAUCUUCUUCCGCUCUCUGUCACAAUCAAACUACGCCGCCGGCCGCGAUGUGUACGGCAACCGCGACCUGGCCGCAUACGAAGAUGGACGACGAGAUGUAGAAAAGAUUGUCCGGCGGUUCUUGGGCAGCAGCAACAGCCAAACAAAGCAUCACCACCCUUGUCCUGCUGCUUCUGUAUCAACCUCUACCAAUACCGACGCUCCAAGUGCCACCGAGGCGACAACCACUGCCGAUCAACAGCAGCAACAAGACAGACCUGAAUUGGGGCUGGCAGAGAGCAUCCCCAAAGCGCUCGCGAAAGCGUAUCUCGAAAGGCUAGCGGACGAAUUGCGCGAGCGCGCCGAAAAGCUGUGA